AUGGACUCGAGUGAAAAACCUGUGGAUCCGGCGACGGAGAAUCCCGCCAAUGAUCCUACCGAACCAGCCGAUACCACUGCAGCAACAGACACUAGUAACACAGACAAGAAUGAUACAACUGGUGCAAACAACGAAGAAAGUGUUAUUUCCGAGGAAGAAUUGGCCAAGGAAAAAGCCAUUUUUGAUUCUCUCUUUUCCACUCGACGCCCAAAAGACGGAUGGGCUGGUUUGAGUUCUGGCCUCAAGAGUGUCGCCAAGGGCACUGCCGCUGGUGUCGCUUCUCUCAUUGCUCAACCCAUUGCCGGGGCACAAGAAAGUGGCAUCAAGGGAUUUGUCUCCGGUUUAGCCACGGGUGUUGUCACGGCGGUGGCGCUUCCCGUUACCGGUGUCUGCGUAGGAGCCUAUCAAGUCACCCGGGGAGUUGUCAACUCGGCCGAAGCCAUGAAAAACAGCCGACAAGGAAUGCUUUGGGACCAAGAAAAGAGAGAAUGGUACUACUAUGUCCUCGAUGCCGAAAUGGAGGAAGUCGAAAAAUUGGAAUCAGAAAUGAACAACAAAACCAAUACUGCCAAUGGAAACUCGCCACAAGAAGAACGAAAUGUCAAGGAUCGAGAAUAUUACGAUUUACUCAAUGUGUCCACCAAUGCCUCGCAGACGGAAAUCAAAAAGGCAUAUUACAAAGAAGCACGAUUGUGCCAUCCCGACAAACGACCUGAUGAUCCAGACGCUGCCAAGAAAUUUCAGACACUCGGACAUGCCUAUCAAGUACUCAGCAAUGAACAAACCAGAGCUCACUAUGAUAAACACGGAAUCAUCAAUGCCGAAUCGGAUGUCGCCAUGCAGGAAAUAGAUCCAUUUGUCUUUUUUGCCGUCAUGUUUGGAUCCGAAGCAGUACACCCCUAUAUUGGAGAACUAUGGAUUGCCAACAAGGCAGACUCGCUCAUGAAGGAACAAGCCGAGAUGGAAUUUCGCAAUCAACAACAACAACUAAAUGGAGAUGAGAAAUUGGAUUCCUCUCAAGAGGCACGCCAAGAGUAUGUAAAGAGAACAUCUGCUGCGGUAGAAGCCGACAAAUUCAAACAACGAAAGAGAGAAGUGAGGUGUGCUUUCAAUCUGCGAAACAGAGUCGAACCUUUUGUGGAUGGAACCCAAGAAGAGGAAGAAUUUAUUGCGCUUUGUCAAGCGGAAGCGGCAAACAUCACAAAGGGUGCAUUUGGUGAUGUCUACUGCAGUGCUAUUGGUGGUGCCUUGCUCUUGGAAGCGGAAGAAUUCAUUGGUUAUCAGAAAUCAUUUAUGGGUUACGAGGGACAUACCGCGAGACUCAAAAAGAAAGCGAAUGCAAUCAACAGUGACAUGAAAUUGGUUGGUGCAGGAAUCUCGGCCGCGCGAGCUGGUAGACAAGCCUAUCAGGAAGUGGAAAACUUUCAAAAAGAGGCAAAAAGUGCCAUGGCUGGCAACAAGAAUCCAGUGACACCGGGAGCUCCUGAUGGUGCUGACGGAGAAGGAGGAGAGUCCAAGGAGAACGAAAUGGGACUGGAUUCCGAAAAAACCAAAGUCGCUGCCGAAAAGAUUGAAGCGUCACUCCCGGCAUUCCUGGAACUUGCCUGGGCUAUCAAUGGGCGCGAUAUUACACGUACACUCAAACAAGUUUGUCUCAAGUUGUUUUCCGAUGCCAGCGUACCCAUUGAGGUGAGACUCAAGCGAGCGGAAGGUGUGAGAAUGUUAGGGCAUGAAUUCCUGGCCAUUGGCACUGCCACGGCGCUGACAAAAUCCAAGGAAAUCGAUGCCAAGGAAAUCAAAGCACGAGCUGAAGUCGCGGCCAUGGCAACUUUGGCAAGAGCUCAGGGACAGGAAGUUUCUGAAAAGGACGCGGAGGAGCUGAUCAAGCAGUCCAAGAUGCAACAAGCAGCUAUGCACGAGCAACAGCAGGCCGCAGAAACCGAAUCACGAGGAGGCACGUCGCCAUGA
Molecule: messenger RNA, 1968 nt
Organism: Seminavis robusta
Lineage: Eukaryota; Bacillariophyta; Bacillariophyceae; Naviculales; Naviculaceae
Source: the annotation of a GenBank genome assembly